Papilio machaon (common yellow swallowtail) is the source of this 1049-nucleotide messenger RNA. RefSeq lists its product as uncharacterized. Gene Ontology annotation, cellular component: nucleus. Gene Ontology annotation, biological process: regulation of cell cycle. The record is from RefSeq and is a predicted model, not a curated record. The transcript has 2 exons. Bases 438 to 974 code for a protein of 178 amino acids. Lineage: Eukaryota; Metazoa; Arthropoda; Insecta; Lepidoptera; Papilionidae. Gene Ontology annotation, molecular function: cyclin-dependent protein serine/threonine kinase inhibitor activity.
AAUGGUGACGUCUGUAUUCUAUUUAUGUCACUUGUGCCGUACAAACGACGUUUAUGGUAUGUCAUUGAAAGGUAACAAUUUCUGCGUCCCCUUUCGUAACUUCACCUGUAUCCCGAGACGUAUAAAAACGCGUCCUUGGCUUCAUUGUUGAUUUUUGCGCGCCAAGUGAGUGCCGAAAUCGGCGCACGCGGCGAUGCGCGGGAAACUAAGCGUCAGUCGUCCGUAGUUGCUAGUUGCGCGCGCACGCCACGCCGCGCCGUACCUUAUAGGUUAGAAUUGGCGGGGUUUCGCCGCCAGGUGCUAUCGCCGCCCCCGCUCUAACGCAGUGCCGCUUCUCUCUCCCUCCGUACCUGCACAACAGCUGUUUUCUCUCGGGAGAUUAGUCAGAUGUUUCUCGCGAACCAGUCGUCGCUCACCUGACCUAUUACACGGAUACCAUGGCAGCUGGAGGUCGUACACCGAAGCAGAGGAGGAUUGAGAUGUCUUCGGGGAUGGGCCUACGCGACGUGAACUCCUCGAGGAGAAGGCGCGGGAGCUGCAAAUGUUUAUUCGGAGCGCCGGACAGGGACGAGACACUGCGCCUCAUGGCGGAGCAGUAUGCGCGGGAACGAAAGCGUUUCAUUAGAAGAUUCAACUUCGAUGUCGAGACGGAGUGCGCGUACAAGGCUGCAAAAUUGGAUUCGCCUGUGAAGUUUAUAGAUGAGGAUAAGGAGAGUCCGAGGACGGGUGCGGAGGCGUUGUCCUGCGUGGGAAACACGGAGCUGAGGAUGUUGGGGUCGCCGUCGAGGCGUAGCGGCGGCAGUGCCGGCAGCUCGCCACGCUCGCCCCGCACGCCGCGCACCCCGCGCGCCCCACGCACGCCCCGUACGCCUCGCACCCCGCGCACGCCAGCCUCCAGGAGGCAGCUGCAGAUGACAGAUUACUGGACAUUAAGAAAACACACCGAAUCCGGAUCUAGUGAUAAAGAAAACUAGCACUAGGCCAAUAUUACUAGAAUUAAUCAAAUGCCAAUCAAAAAUCGCAUGUUUCUAAAUUAUUAAAGAGAACCA